AUGGAUAUUGCCAUCCAGCACCCCUGGUUCAGACGUGCCCUGGGCUCCGUCUACCCCGGCCGACUCUUUGACCAGUUUUUUGGAGAGGGAAUGUUUGACUACGACCUCUACCCCUACGCCGCCUCCACCAUCAGCCCCUAUUACAGACAGUCACUUUUCCGCAGCUUUUUGGAUUUUUCGAACUCCGGCAUCUCUGAGGUGAGGUCUGACAGGGAUAAGUUCACAGUCUUCCUGGACGUCAAGCACUUCUCUCCUGACGAGCUCAGUGUGAAGAUCACCGAUGACUACGUGGAGAUCCAGGGCAAGCAUGGAGAAAGACAGGACGACCACGGUUACAUCUCUCGCGAGUUUCAUCGCCGCUACCGCCUCCCCUCCAACGUCGACCAAUCAGCGAUCACCUGCUCCCUGUCAGCUGACGGCCUGCUGACUCUGACCGCGCUAAAGGUCAGCGGGAUGACCGAAUCCAGCCGCAGCGAUCGCAGCAUCCCUGUCACCCGUGACGACAAGACCAACGCCGCUCCGUCCUCUUAG
Molecule: messenger RNA, 531 nt
Organism: Toxotes jaculatrix (banded archerfish)
Lineage: Eukaryota; Metazoa; Chordata; Actinopteri; Toxotidae
Gene: cryaa
Product: crystallin, alpha A
Exons: 3
Coding region: 1-531 (176 amino acids)
Biological process (GO): response to heat; protein refolding; lens development in camera-type eye
Molecular function (GO): protein folding chaperone; structural constituent of eye lens
Source: RefSeq, a predicted model, not a curated record